CGUGUGGAUAAUGCGAGCUGCAAACGCUGCUGCCUGCGCCAGCCACCGGUACAGAGCGAACUGGGAGCAUGGGGCAGGUGGCUUGGAAGGGUUUAUUUCUAUCGCUUUUUGAUUAUAAAACAGAGAAAUACGUCAUUGCGAAGAACAAGAAGGUGGGGGUUCUCUAUCGAGUGGUGCAGCUCUCCAUCCUGGCUUACCUGGUGGGGUGGGUGUUUGUUGUCAAGAAAGGCUAUCAGGACACAGACACAUCCCUCCAGAGCUCUGUCAUCACCAAGCUGAAAGGGGUAGCCUUCACCAACACCUCGGAGCUGGGGGAGAGGCUGUGGGAUGUUGCAGACUACGUCAUCCCUCCGCAGGGUGAAAAUGUCUUCUUUGUCAUGACGAAUCUGAUUGUGACCCCAAACCAGAGGCAAGCCACGUGUCCUGAGGUAGGAAGAACUGAGCCCCUUGGCCCCCAGACCCCUACAAAACUGGGGAGCAUCAGCAUUCCCAAUGCCCUGUGUUACAAGGAUGGGGACUGCCCGGCAGGGGAAGCAGUGGUGGCUGGCAAUGGGAUUAAGACUGGCCGUUGUUUGAAAGACAGGGACAGCAUCAGAGGGACUUGUGAGAUACUGGCCUGGUGCCCAGUGGAGAAAAGAUCCAAGCCCAAGAAACCACUUCUCGCCAGUGCAGAAAACUUCACUGUUUACAUCAAGAACUCAAUCCGCUUCCCCAGGUUUAAGUUCUCCAAGAUGAAUGUGCUGGCAACUGACAAUGAGUCCUACCUGAAGAGCUGCCGCUACAGCACGGAGCAUCCCUACUGCCCCAUCUUCCUCCUGGGGAACAUUGUCCGGUGGGCUGGGAGCGACUUCCACGAAAUGGCCUUGGAGGGUGGUGUGAUAGGAAUUCAGAUUGAAUGGAACUGUGAUCUUGAUAAAGCCCCUUCUGAAUGUAAUCCUCACUAUUCUUUUAGCCGGCUGGAUAACAAGUUUGCAGAAAAGUCCAUCUCUUCUGGGUACAACUUCAGGUUUGCCAAAUAUUACCAGGAUGCUGAGGGGGUCGACUACCGGACACUCAUUAAAGCGUAUGGAAUCCGCUUUGAUGUGAUGGUGAAUGGCAAGGCAGGGAAGUUUAACAUCAUUCCCACCAUUAUCAAUAUUGGGUCAGGGCUCGCUCUCAUGGGAGCGGGAGCUUUCUUUUGUGACCUGGUGCUGCUGUACCUGAUUAAAAAGAGUAACUUUUAUCGAGGCAAAAAGUACGAGGAAGUAAAGUCCAGUUCCAGGAAAUCGUUAUCUAGCCCUGCGCUGAAUGGGAAUCAGAGCCCUGACCAGCUCGACGGGCUCUAGGCACGCGGAUGGGUCUGCCAGCUGGACUCGUGUUCCCGGAAAACCACACAGGUGUGAAAUCACACCAGGACUGGGAGGUGGAGAUACCCCAGAUCAGGUCUACUGUCUAUUAUCGGGAUUCCCAGAGGAAAAAAAGUCCUUUAAAGACCGCCCUUCUUUCCCUGAGAUGUUCUCUGGUAUCCUGAGCUUGCAACAGUGCGUCGUCACUAUGGAUUUAUAAAAGGAUUUUAUAAAAGGAAAAAGAAGGCACCAAAUGAAUGUUUUUAUAUCUGUUGAUAGAUAUAUCUGUACCUACGUCAAUAGCCAGCGUUAUCCUGUGGCUGCGCUUCACUUCCAUGUGCGGAAGAGCCGUGAUGUGAAACACCACCGGCACUUUGAGGAGGGCUGAGGCCGAGAUUCAACCUAUCCCCUGCUCCACUAGCUUGCGGCCACCGCUUCCAACUCUCGCUUGUGUUACUUGCAAGAUCAGAUGUAAAGCAGCAGGACUGCUCCUGUCGGGAAGUGCAAUGAAACGCAGCGUUUCAGCAGCUCUCAGAGCCCAGGGGAAAGGGGCUUGUUAUCCUACAACGCCCGUGCUGACUGGGCCUGUGUCAGUGUGGGCGCAAUUACUCUUAUUGGGGGAGGGGGUGUAACCAUUAGGGCUAGAAACGGUGCUCCUCCAGGAAAAGCCUUCGCAACAGCUGCAACAAGGUGCUCUGCUCGUCUCAGGAACAGCAGGAGAAGGUCCUGCCGCAGCUCUGGAUGGAGAAUCAGUUCAGCCAUGGCUGGGUCCCAGCUACCUCACCCGCUACCCACCAUCUCCGUUUGUAGUUGGCCCAGAGAACCGACAUGUCAGAGCACAGAACAGGUGACAGCAGGCAGAGGAGUAUUUUGAAGCAAGGCAGGGACAGAUGUUUUUGUGGUUGACAUUGGGGGGGAAAAAGAGGGUUAAUGCACUGAAAAGCAACGUGGCACUGGGAGUAUCUGCACAGAGACGGUCUUGGGUUCUCCCUCCUUUGUUUCAUGGCUGGUUUAAUUUGCUCGGGGUUGUCCUUUCUGCGUAAUUUGCCAAUUGCUCAUGGUGGCGAGAGAUCUGGAUGGGAGACUUAAUGCUUCUGCUGUUUUCUCAUAGUACCCUGAACCAUACUGCAGACACUGAAAAGAGGAGCUCUGUCAGGUGAAACAGACUUUGCCAGGUUCUUCCAAAUAUACCAACAGGAGGAAAAUUUAGAAGACAGAUAUCUGCUACUUCAAUGCUCUGGUAACUUCCAAGAACUACUAGUGCUUCUUUGUUUCUCAGUAGAGAAAUAAAUAUCAUUGGAGCCCAUUUUGUGCAUUUAUGCUCACGUGCUCACUAAUCUCAGAAGAGAGAAGUGCUUAUGCAAUAUCAUUGUUUAAAGUUUGCGUUUGCUUGAGCUGACAGGAACCGACUCACCAGCUUCUGAAGACAGUAGGUGAAUAAAUAUUCCUGCCUCAUUUAAAGUUUCCACACCAUGGCUUGGUGCAAACUGAUCAGUGUUCUGUAAAACGCUGCCAGGUCGCCAUUGGCCAGGAGUCAUUGUCAUAAAGAUUAAGUGUUUCUGUGCACUCUGAAUAUCAAGAUUUAAAGGACUCCUGCUGCAGGGUCCUUACAUACUGCUAGGACAGCUUUAGAGAGGGUGGCAUUACAGAGAGCUGCUGAGAUCGAGUGUCCUGCACAAAUGGAAACAGCAAGCUGCACUCACCUUUGCUUUAACUUCUUUAAGGUGGUUACUCCGAGGUACAGGUUGAUUCUAAAUUAAAAUUCACCUUUGUUAGCAGUGGCAAACUCUGAAUCCAGUCACUGAUAGCAAACCCCACCCAGUCCAGUCCACUCCCUCUGCUUCUGUUCAGAUGCAAGUAAUUACUGAGUCAAACAUUUAGCUAGAAAACAGAAUUAAACACUGGACUUAAAAUAAUUUAGGAUAAGCUGCAAUCACAUCCAAAGCCUCCUUUCUUCAUGCCAGAAGUCUCUCCUCUAGGCAAACACGAGUCACCAUGUGUUUGACUGCACUAGUCAGGCCUACUAGAAUUACCAUGCCAAUAAAACAGCACAGGCUCUUGACUGUCAGAGCUUAAUUCUAUUUGAAUAAUUUCUAGACGGUGAAACACAUGGUGAACCCUGCAUGUGACAUCAGGCCAAGGCACAACUCAUGGAGACCAAGUAGCUCAUCGUAACACGUAAAGCUGACCGUGCUCUACUGAAACCAAUGUUUCAACUUGACAAAACAACAUCCUGUUGUUAGAUGACCAAAGCCAUUUUCUGAAUUUAAGACUUCAGGGGCUUGAGGCCCCCAAAAGUCCCUAGAAUAUUUCCCUUCUUUAUACCCUCUGUUUAACACAAUUCCCACCACCAUUGCUGUUGAUAAAACAUAACCAGAGUCCUUCUCAGGAGCUUGUUUCUUUGAUUUUUUUUUUUUUCCUCAUUGUAUUUCAUGUACAGCAAUAAAAUGUGUCACUUUAGGGCAAUGCUCUCCAAGACUCUUCUGUACAGUGUGGUUUUUAGGUUGCACACACCACCUUUUCUUUGUGAUACAUACUUACAAACAGCUCUAUAGCAAAGAUACUACGUGUACGGUGGGUGAUCGAAUUUUCCUUUCUGUUCCUGCCAGAGACAUAUGGAACCACAACAAUGCACUGUUCAGUUACAAAAAGUGCCAGCAGGCUUCCAAGUGUGUUCAGUACAGGCUGAGCUGGCAGGUAAUAAGACGCUGCACUUACUUGGUUGUCUGCAUUGCAUUGGACACAACGGUACUAAAAAGGAGCAAAGUGUUUUGACUUGUGAGAGCACUACUUAAUGUACUUUUGUAUAUGCCAGUGAAGAGCAUCUGUGACAACGAUGUCAUUUAUUGAUAGCAUGUACAUACAGCAAUUGUGGAAGUAACGUUUGCACUAGCAACUCAAUUACAUUUCUGUACCAAA
Aptenodytes forsteri (emperor penguin) is the source of this 4244-nucleotide messenger RNA. It is a transcript of the gene P2RX5, whose product is annotated as purinergic receptor P2X 5. The record is from RefSeq and is a predicted model, not a curated record. Bases 69 to 1325 code for a protein of 418 amino acids. Lineage: Eukaryota; Metazoa; Chordata; Aves; Sphenisciformes; Spheniscidae. Gene Ontology annotation, molecular function: purinergic nucleotide receptor activity; ATP binding; extracellularly ATP-gated monoatomic cation channel activity. The transcript has 12 exons. Gene Ontology annotation, biological process: monoatomic cation transmembrane transport; response to ATP. Gene Ontology annotation, cellular component: nuclear inner membrane; plasma membrane.